AUGAGCAUUGACUGGCUUCGCUUCUGCAUUCCAUACCCGCCUCGGGGACCGGUUGCCUUCUGGACUUCUUGCGAUUCAACGGGUCUGCGUGCACCUCAACAUUUUCCCGAGGCAGCGUAUACGGCUGCACAGUACGCCAGGCCUGGCCGGCUCUCGCUUGGCUUCGCGUCGCAUCCGCCCCGCGCCCCCCACGCUGUAAAGGAUACACCGCAAGACCUGCAUGAUAUCUCCGCGCUUCGGAAGCUUGAGCACUCUAUCAUGGCCGGCUUUUAUCGUUCAGUAACCGCAAUCUAUCUGCGCAUUGGGAUGGACGACGCCGUUACUAGGACUGCCGCCAUGCGCUCGGCUUGGUCGGAGAUGGCAUGGUGCAUCGCGCUGGGCCUGGAAUACAGCCACGCGGACCCCGCAAGCUCACAUAUCGGCGUCGUGAACGUGCCGCGAAGGUUGACUGCUUUGAGGAGUGCAAUCGACCGGGUCCGGUCAAGCUUGGCUGCCGCAACACCCCAGGCCGCUUCCCCGCGUUCAAUAUUGUGGCUCCAGUGCCACACCCGUCUCCUCGACGGUCUGUAA
Messenger RNA from Peniophora sp. CBMAI 1063, 570 nucleotides. The record is from the annotation of a GenBank genome assembly. Lineage: Eukaryota; Fungi; Basidiomycota; Agaricomycetes; Russulales; Peniophoraceae.